Messenger RNA from Strongylocentrotus purpuratus (purple sea urchin), 1086 nucleotides. RefSeq names its product leucine-rich repeat and immunoglobulin-like domain-containing nogo receptor-interacting protein 2. The coding region runs from base 1 to 1086 and encodes 361 amino acids. Gene Ontology annotation, biological process: cell-cell adhesion. Gene Ontology annotation, molecular function: cell adhesion molecule binding. Gene Ontology annotation, cellular component: cell-cell junction. The record is from RefSeq and is a predicted model, not a curated record. The transcript has a single exon. Lineage: Eukaryota; Metazoa; Echinodermata; Echinoidea; Camarodonta; Strongylocentrotidae.
AUGUCGUAUGCAGGCAACACACCUGAUGACCGUCAACCAGAGUGCGUAUCACCGAAUCGCCUGAUUGGUCAGCGAAUCCUUGACAUUGACGAAAGUGAGUACGCCUGUAUGCCUCAGACUGAACUCAAUGAGACAAUGACGCACUCGGUCAAUGAAGGUGAAAACUUCGUAAUAGAAUGCAACAUUACAGCGGAUCCAUCACCUGAUCUCCAUUGGCUAACACCUGAUCAUACCGAGCUGUUUCCUAAUACCAAUCAGAUCCCUUUCAUCGUUGACUCAGAAAGCACUCUUACUAUCAUACGAAUCAGAAAGGAAGAUGAUGGAACCUACAGUUGUACUGGUACAAAUGCGGCAGGAACUUUAAACAUUCGAAACGUUGUUAAUGUUGUUGGGACAGGGAAUGCGCCUAUAUUAAAGACUGAUCCACAUCUUCAAUCUAGCACAACUAUAACUUCUCAGCAGAGUGAACCACUAAAGGGUGACGAGAAUUCAACGUUAGUGAUCAGCAUCGCUGUUGUUGCUUUCCUCAUUAUACUAGUUGUAGUGGUCGUGAUUGUCGCAGUCAUUCUCAGAAGGAACGGCGAUGAUCGAUAUACAGAUACUGAUACAUUACAGCGUCAACCAACAACAUCUGUGUUCGAUCCUCCAUCUCACUAUUCCACUAUACCACUAUCACCGAACGAUGACAUAUACCAGGAGAUAAAACAUGAGGAUGACUUGUAUGAGAAGCCUCGAGAGCCUGGUGACAUGUCUCCAGCGUCAAUCAGACCCGACCAUACCUACAUGGCACAUGUACUCCGUCAAGACUCGUUUGUUUCGAAUGAAAGCGGGGGCGUCCCAGCAGGUUACGAACGAUCGAUGGUACGCGAUGUCGGCAAACCAAAAAGUGACACCUCAUCAACUCCUGGUUCAGAUGGUGGUUCAGAUCGGCCGGCUAACGGUGCGCAGAGAAAUAUCUAUGUUGCUACGAAUGAUCGGAAGGGUAACAACCGACAGAGUAAUGUAGAGCAUAACGAAAUGCGAAAUUGGGUCCCAGAUCUCCAUCCAGAAGCGAAAGCGAUGUACGCAAACAUAAAACGAACCUAG